This is a messenger RNA of Juglans regia (Persian walnut), 861 nucleotides long. RefSeq lists its product as uncharacterized. The transcript has a single exon. The record is from RefSeq and is a predicted model, not a curated record. The coding region runs from base 1 to 861 and encodes 286 amino acids. Gene Ontology annotation, cellular component: plasma membrane. Lineage: Eukaryota; Viridiplantae; Streptophyta; Magnoliopsida; Fagales; Juglandaceae.
AUGGCUUCUACGCCCGAAGACCAGCCCAAGAAAGAUCCCGGUCAGUCCUCGGAAGAGAAUCAGGACAACCCUCCGGCUGCUUCCAGCGAUAAACCCCCACAACCGACGAAGUAUCCACCGGCUAUGGGGUACCCAUACCUAAACAUACAUGGGCAACCUGCCUAUCCGCCGCAGCCCGGUUACCCUCCAAACGCUAACAAUGCUGCCUACCCUUAUGAUCUACAGCCACCGCCAGCAGAGUGUUACCGCACCUCGAACUCAUGCACAGGCUUCUUUCGCGGCUGUUUAGCGGCCUUAUUUGUAUUUGUCUUCCUUUCGUUCCUGUCCAAUCUGGUCAGUUGGUUCUUAGUACAUCCAGAAAUCCCAGUUUUCUAUGUCGACAAGUUCUCCGUUAGCAGUUUCAACGUCUCCGAUGAUGUCGCUCAUGUGACGGGCAUUUGGGAAGCCGACAUUACUGUUCAAAAUCCCAACCACAAACUGAAAAUUUACUCUAAUCGGAUUGACAAUUACGUGUUUUACGAGGAUGAAGUAUUAACGUCGUCCUCGCUUGGGCGGCGUAUGUUCCUGGAUACAAAGGCACAAGACUCGUUUCACGUGACGCUAUCCAGGAAUAACACGCUUGAUGAAAACAUGCUGCCUAAGUCGAUAGAAAACGCCAUUGAACAGGAGUACAAGGACAACGGCUGGGUGAGCUUUAGUUUUAGGAUGCUGGCUUGGACAACCCUCGAAUAUGGAUCAUGGUGGAGGAGUCUGAAAACAAUGGAAGUUCUCUGUGAUAAUCUGAAAGUUGGUUUUGUGGGUGCCACAGGCAAUGUAAAGUUUCUUGCAGAUCAGCCACGGCGGUGCGCAGUUUAUGUGUGA